CUCUUCGUAUGUUGGACUUGCAUUCUAAAUCGUUUGAAACUUUCACGUGUAGUUUUGUUUUGAUCGGAAACGUUUUUUUUUAUAUUCUAUGCAAUCGAGAAAUACUUGUCCAUCGAUAUGACUUCCAAGAUUUUUCAAAGUGAAGCAAAACAGCAUAUUAUGUGGAAAAAUUCCUGUGAUGAUAAAGAGAAACGUAAAAGCGGAAGAGGAGGCCAAUCUUCGAAAUUCCGUGGCUCAAAAUUGCAAACUAAUAGUUGGCAGAAGACUCCCAAUUCCAGUGAUGCCGCACUUUCUGAUUUACAAGAGUCGCAGGUUUUUAUUACUGAAUACGUAUCUUCUGGAGGAGGAUUCAAAGGGAUUCUGAAAUCUAGAUUCUCGGACUUCCAUGUUAACGAAAUUGAUGUUGAUGGGAAUGAGGCAGUCAUCACCGAUUUAUCGGUACCAGAAUCGCCAAAGGAUGAGAUGGAGGAGAAACCUAACGCCGAGGUGGAGUCGAUGUUGACACAAAUAAUAACGGCAGAACAACUAGAACAAAUUCGUGAGGUAGCACAAGGAAAAAGUAAAUGCUCCGAUGUCGUUGAAAUCGACGUAACGGAAUUGACAAAGGAAGAACGUGGAAAGAUCCACAAUGGUAUAAAAUCCAUUUUCGGUAAAACUAUUGUCGGAUCAACGAUUAACAAAAAUGAACGGAAAUACAUCACUGUUACUGCAUAUAAUUUUACAAGUCAUGUGGAUCGUCGAAAGAAGUGGUUGUGGCCACAUAACUACACAUACUUUCUACUUUAUAAGGAGAAUGUUGACACAAUCCAAGCUGCUAGUCAAAUGGCUGAUUUUCUCAAAUGUUCUACCUCUGCGUUUGCCUAUGCGGGAACUAAAGAUCGUAGAGCAAAAACAACUCAGUGGUUUUGUUUGAAACAAUUCGAUCCGAAUAGAAUAGCUUCGGCGGCUAGAAAACUGCAAAACCUAAAAAUCGGCAAUUUUUGCUUUAAACCGAAUACUCUAAAGCUAGGACAAUUACGCGGUAAUCGAUUCCGAAUAGCAUUGAGACAGGUAUUUGCUGAUGAGUGUGUGAUUCGAGAAUCAUUAGAUGGGUUUCGAGAAAAAGGAUUUAUCAACUAUUUUGGUUUACAGAGGUUUGGAAAUAGUGCUGAAGUACCUACCUACAAGGUUGGCAUUGAAAUACUGAAAGGUAAUUGGAAAGAGGCGUGCGAUUGGAUACUGAAACCCCGAAAUGGCGAUCCUUGGUUUAUGAGAGAAAUGCGUAAAACGUGGGAAAAAACGGGCGAUGCUAAGAAAGCGUUAAGUAAACUAGCUUCUCGCAAUCGAAGUAUUGAAAAGCAAAUACUGUCGUGGCUAGCGUCUCAUAAUCGCGAUUAUAAAGGAGCUGUUUUAUGUCUAGCUAGAAAUCUACGUCAGUUAUACUGCCAUUCAUAUCAAAGUUUGAUAUGGAACAGAGUUGCUUCUCGCCGACUUCGAGAGCUAGGUUAUCGUUUGACACCGGGUGAUUUGGUUUUUGUUGAUAAAGUGGUAGAUGAAUCAAUGAAUCAAGUUACCCUGGAUGCAGAUACUUCACUACAACAACUUGAAUUAGACCAAAAAGAAGAAGCAGACGACUCCGAAUCGGAGGAACAUAAGACUAAAUGUUCUGUUUUCAAGAGUUUGGUGAAACCUUUGACCAGCGAAGAUAUCGAAUCUUCUCAAUACACAAUUUUUGACAUUGUUCUACCUCUGCCUGGUCAUGAUAUAACUUAUCCAGUAAAUGAUAGUGGGAAAUGGUACGAAGAAUUUCUUGCAGAAGAUGAAUUGUCUUCGGAUAAGCUUCUGCGAAAAGUAAAAAAAGAGUCUCUUCCUGGAGCUUAUCGAAAGGUCUUUGUGAAACCUGAAAAUCUUAAUUGGAAUCUGGUUUCUUAUGAAAAACCUACCGACACUCUCAUUCUAUCGGAUUUAGAAAAAUUGAAUGGAGUCCAGGAACCAGAAUACAAAAACGCUCCUCAUAAGGCUCUGCUUUUGGAUUUUAUUCUACCGGCGAGCACUUAUGCUACAAUGGCCCUGAGAGAAAUUCUCAAAAUCGAUACUUCUGCGAUGAUCCAACGCAAAUUGGAAAAGAAGCAAAACGAAUUAGUACUUGAUGGUAAAAUUGAAGAAAAGGAAUCACAAUUCAAAUCUCAAAAUGAAGAUGAAAGACAGCUAGAUACUAACGAGGACGAGAUAGAAAAAAAUUUAACCCAGGAAGAUAAUGGAAAUGAUAUGGAACCUGCAAAAAAGAAAUAUAAAUUACAAGACGAAAUGACAUCCAGUCAAUAAAAGAUAUCGAAAGUAUGUAUGCGGUAGGGAUAUACUGUCAGUUAAAGGCAUUUCAUGCAGAUAUGAUGUUUGUAAAAAUCAAAUUCAGAUUAAUUUCUACGCUAAAUUAUGUUAAUUUGUGUGUGACAAUAAAAUAUCGAAUUUGGUUCUACAAAA
Molecule: messenger RNA, 2460 nt
Organism: Malaya genurostris
Lineage: Eukaryota; Metazoa; Arthropoda; Insecta; Diptera; Culicidae
Gene: Pus7
Product: pseudouridylate synthase 7 homolog
Exons: 3
Coding region: 118-2304 (728 amino acids)
Biological process (GO): pseudouridine synthesis
Cellular component (GO): nucleus
Molecular function (GO): pseudouridine synthase activity; RNA binding
Source: RefSeq, a predicted model, not a curated record